Molecule: messenger RNA, 819 nt
Organism: Adelges cooleyi (spruce gall adelgid)
Lineage: Eukaryota; Metazoa; Arthropoda; Insecta; Hemiptera; Adelgidae
Exons: 3
Coding region: 83-598 (171 amino acids)
Source: RefSeq, a predicted model, not a curated record
GUCGCAGUCAUAGGUCGUGUUUCGUGCUGGCUUGUGGUUUUUAGAUUAUUAUUAUUAUUAUUAUGUUUGUGUACGCGCUAAAAUGAGAUUUUUAUUCUAUUUGACAGCGACGACGAUCGCCACGGUCCGGAUCGAAGGUCGAGGAAUAUUCCCCACAAAGACCAUAACCGUUUCUAAUCGUUUGACACACAUCAGUUCGUGUGCGAUAAUCGAACAAGAUGUACCGGUAUGCAGUGAUCCCAUAGAGUUAAACACCAGGUGGUCGCACGCGAGGACGCCGUACCCGGAAGACGGUUUCGCGGCCAGCCUGGCGAAAAUCGUGGACGGCGGCGGCGGCGGUGCCAUCAGGCCUGGACGGGCCGCGUGGAACUGGUGGCUGCGGAAAACGGCCACGUUGACCGAGCGCAAUACGGCGACCGGGUGGCCGCCAACGGAAAUGAUCGUCACGUACCUGAUGAAAGGCUGCAGUCCCACCAAAGUGCCGUUCAAUUUGUCGCCGUGCACCGACGACGGUUGGCCGCCGCCGGCCGGCGACCAGACAGCGCGGGUGCGCGACAGCUCCACUCGAGUCAUCUAUUACGUGCCACCCGACCAAUAACGCAACGUCGUAGGCCCCUAGUGGCCUUUAACGGUACACGUUGCCGUCCGAUAAAAUGUAAUGGCGUAAUGUAUCUAUAUGUAUAUGUAUACAGAGUGAUCAAUUUAACGUAAGACACUCUAAAAAGUUAUCCGCAAGUAGUAAAUUAGAAAACAGUGUACAAAAUAUAUCAUUAAAAACUGUAUUAGCAUUAGUAAAAAUCAAAAUAAACUUUCUGAAGU